AUGGCUCUUCAUUCUUCGGUUUCGAUGUCUCCGUUUCCCCGCCAUUCCUCAGAGAGCCUUAGCCCUACCUCCCACCGGAUCCGUCGCUCCGAUCAAUCUCUCCCACAUCCAGUUCUGUAUUGCCGGAGCAGCCGAUACCUGGCUCGAUCGGAGCCGGUACAUCUCCUUGUGGUGGCGAAACUCCACCCGUGGAUUCGUCUGGCUCGAUAA
Molecule: messenger RNA, 210 nt
Organism: Arabis nemorensis
Lineage: Eukaryota; Viridiplantae; Streptophyta; Magnoliopsida; Brassicales; Brassicaceae
Source: the annotation of a GenBank genome assembly